CCGCCAAAGAAUCUGGCCACACUGCUUGCCCAAUGUAAAAUGUCAGUCAAAACAAGACGCAAACUCACACACACAAACACAGACCACCUCCCCCACAUUGCAUCCGUAGAAGGAGUUAUCCUGCUACCAUCAGCGAAUUAGAAAGAAACUCCUUGAACGGGAAGGAUGGCUCGAAGUUUUCCGUCGUGCGUGAGGAUGUAGUGUUCGUGUGGCUGGAACGGUGGAACUACGCCUACACGUAAUGCGUGGAUCGUCCACGCGAAACUAGUGAGAACUAAGAGGGAAGCAACAGCGAAGUGGCAGUGUUAUCCAUCCCACAGGGAUAACGCAGCACACAACGGCAGUGGCCAGUGCUGAAUGGUGUUGACGCACCUAUAGAAAGAUUCCCAACCAAAGUGAAAGUGGUCCUUGGUAGUGGCGUUCUCACUCCCGAACUCCACGUCCACCUGCACCGUCAGCACCUGUGCCGUGCGUAUCAGUGUCCAUCGAGCUCUUAUCCGAACCCGUGUGGGUGGUGUAUUAAGCGCAGCGGCGAGCGAGUGGUACGAUGGCAGGAGAUUUUUCGGGCUGCACCGCGCGGAAGAAAAAUCGGGCCCAAUCCAUCGAGUACAACCCGGUGAAGACGGAUGGGAGUGGAGAAAACUCGAAACAGCCCACAAACCCGCUGACCACCCGGAGCGGACUGCGGGUGUACAAGAUCGUCAUCCUGGGCGAUGGGGGCGUUGGAAAGUCGGCCGUCACACUCCAGUUCGUGAGCCAUAGCUUCCUGGACUACCACGAUCCGACGAUUGAGGACUCGUACCAGCAGCAGGCCGUCAUCGAUGGGGAAGCCGCCCUGCUCGACAUACUGGAUACGGCCGGCCAGGUGGAGUUUACUGCCAUGCGCGACCAGUAUAUGCGUUGCGGCGAGGGUUUCAUCAUCUGCUACUCCGUCACGGAUCGGCACAGCUUCCAGGAAGCGUCCGAGUAUCGGAAGCUGAUCGCACGGGUACGGCUGACGGAGGACAUACCGCUGGUGCUGGUGGCAAACAAGCUGGACCUGCAGUCCCAGCGCAAGGUCACGACGGAGGAGGGCAAAACGCUGGCCAAACAGUUUGGCUGCCCGUUCUACGAAACUUCGGCCGCCCUGCGCCACUACAUCGAUGAGGCGUUCUUCUCGCUCGUGCGCGAGAUACGGCGGAAAGAGGAACAGCGGGCCCUGAAUGGUGGCUCCAGCUCGGAAAAGAUACACCCAAGACGGCGCAGCCGCUGGUGGCGAUUACGGUCAAUAUUUGCCCUCGUCUUUAGACGCCGCCGAAAUGCUACCGGCAUCAAUCAGUAGGCAACCCAACUGAACGGGAAUCAUCGAAAUGGUGGUGUCAGGGAAAUGUCCAACCGUUCGGUUGGGAGGAUUAGAUGAGUCAUCCGCUCCGCGGAAUGGGAGGGAUCAGAUAAAAGCUGGUGGUGCUUUUGAAAAGCACGUUUUCACACGGUGUUCAGUUCAGGAUAGGUGUCGUUGUACUGCUGACAUUAUGUUCCAUCGAUAUGCGUCUGUCCUCUGGACUAUUUAUUUUUCUGUGGAUUCUUAGCCCCUUGGUGUAGUCCGUUGUAGUGUGUUCUAUUUGUAGCUAACGCUCUUCAAUCAACGAACAUCAAGCUUGUAGUUUCCCUGUAGACCCGGAAGAAAAGAACAAAAACUCCCAUACUAAAGAGGAAUGAUAGUUAUAUGUUGUAAUAAGUCCAUAGGACGCAACAGAUUGUGAAGGCAGGAUCAACGAAAUGAAGGGAAAACCCAAACAAUUGUUUUGCACACUUCCAAGCUUCGAAGAAGCAAACGAAUGGUAAGCAAACCUUCCUUGCUUAGGCUUUGUUGGAUGGACUAUAAUAGUUCCUUUUACAAAAAUAGUAUAUAAAUGUUUAUUUCAUUAUGUCCUUACCCAACUCGUCGAACACAGCAGCAGUUUAUAUAUGCAUUGCGUUGACGCGCAGUAUUAAGGAAUUGAGGUCGUUCAUUGUUGAUUGAGAAAUGCGCAAACAAAUCACUUUUGUUGUUUUUGACCAGUUUAAGGAUUUCUUUGAGAUUUCUCACUUUAAUUAAUUUAAGCUAAGCUUAGCUACGAUUUAGCUACAUUAUUAUUGAUCUGAAGCUAGUACAUAUGUUAACACAAAUCAACGAAUCUUUACAAAUGUUGUUUUUUCUUUGCGAUUGUUCACGAAGCGCGUCACCUUACAUUGCGAUAUGAUGGACGAAAGUACAUUCUAGGUUGAAUUUCUCUGUCUCAAGUAGGGAUUGGAAUAGAAAGUGCAUGAAUAAUUAGCAAAGCAUAAGAAGGAAAACAAAAGUGUAAUCCCAAAAGAAUCAUAGAAAGAGUUUACACAGUAUAGUGUUUGUAGCUCCGUAGUAUGGUUAGACUUAGUUUCGCAUCUUACCAUUCGCUGCAAGGUUUUACAAAUCUUCAUACCCUUCAUCGUUACAAGUAAGCAAAAGCCACAUUCAACCAGAAACUAGUGAGCCACUAGUCUGUUUCUGGUAAAUGUACUGAAACACACAUAACGGAACUCUACAACAAAAAACGAAACAAAACAAAACUACCAAAAAGCUAAACUAAACUUAUCUAACUAAAAUAUCUGUGAUGUAUGCCAAAACCAAGAAACUUUUAAUCUGCAUAUUUUUCUUCGAAA
This is a messenger RNA of Anopheles coluzzii, 2661 nucleotides long. It is a transcript of the gene Ric, whose product is annotated as GTP-binding protein Rit2. NCBI's taxonomy places the organism in Eukaryota, Metazoa, Arthropoda, Insecta, Diptera, Culicidae. Gene Ontology annotation, cellular component: plasma membrane. The record is from RefSeq and is a predicted model, not a curated record. Gene Ontology annotation, molecular function: calmodulin binding; GTPase activity; GTP binding. Bases 548 to 1321 code for a protein of 257 amino acids. The transcript is spliced from 3 exons. Gene Ontology annotation, biological process: Ras protein signal transduction.